Molecule: messenger RNA, 2604 nt
Organism: Aureobasidium melanogenum CBS 110374
Lineage: Eukaryota; Fungi; Ascomycota; Dothideomycetes; Dothideales; Saccotheciaceae
Exons: 2
Coding region: 1-2604 (867 amino acids)
Biological process (GO): ribosomal small subunit biogenesis
Cellular component (GO): nucleolus
Molecular function (GO): protein binding; RNA binding
Source: RefSeq, a predicted model, not a curated record
AUGCGUUCCAACGACUCAUUUAUCAAACCGAAGCUGCCCAAGGCACUGCUAGACCAGAUUGGUGGGGAUACUGGCAACAGCAGAAAGAAUACCCCAACACGGAAGGAGCGUCGCAAGAACGAGAGAAACCAGAAAAAACAGAGCCACCAGCAAUCAAGGUCCCGCCCACCGCCACAGAGACCUCAACCGCAAAGACGUCCUCAACCUCAGCCGCAACGAGAUGAAUUUGAGGAGAGCGAUGACGAGCCUACCCCGCCACCUGCCUCGAAGCCAAAUUCGAAACCCGUAAAGGAGGACAAGCCCAAGUCAAUUCUGAAAUCAACCAAGAAGCAAGAUCCUCCGGAGUCAAAGACUCGAGGAGAUUCGCCACCGCCCCCUGCACGCAUUUCGAGAGCUGUCAAGGAUCGACUGGCCCAAGAUGAUGCUGAAAUUGCCGCCCUCGAGAAAAAACUAGGAAUCAAGUCGACAAAGAGAUCAAAGGCUUUUGCAGACGACGGACUUGACGAUCUACUGGAAGGUUUAGAUGACGAUGAAGAAGACGAUGGUCCAAAGAGAAAGCGUUCGGACGACGACGAUUGGUUGCGACAGAAGAGGAGGAAGGUCAGUCAAGCUGCUGCUGUCGCAGAUGAGCCUUCGGAAGACGACGAGGAAGAGGGAGAUGAAGACAUGAGCGGCGAUGAAGACGAAUUUGAUGACGGUGACGAAGAUGAUAUGGACGAGGACGACGAAGAUGGAUCGGAUGAGGAUAUGCUUGAUGAAGCCGAGGGUGACGACAUGGACGAGGAGAAGUUUGAAGACUUUGACGAAGACGAUGAGGGAAGCGAAGAGGAGGCACCUGCACCGAAGGUGCGCGAGAAUCCCUACGUUGCUCCUGUACCCGCUGGUGCUGCUCCGGUCCAGAAGUACGUUCCGCCUUCAUUGCGAGGCGCUCCAUCAUCAGACACAGAGGCUCUAGCACGUCUUCGUCGUCAAAUACAGGGUCAGCUCAACCGUCUCUCGGAAGCGAAUCUUCUGUCUAUUCUUCAAACCAUCGAGGGAAUCUACCAGAACAACCCUCGUCAAUACGUUACCACCACACUUAUCGACCUCCUACUUGGUCUUAUUUGUGAUCGCACUACUCUACAGGACACCUUCCUCAUCCUCCAUGCAGGUUUCAUGGCCGCUUUAUACAAGGUGAUCGGAACAGAUUUCGGUGCUCAAGUCAUUGAGCGUAUCGUCACCGACUUUGACAGACACUACACUGGGGGCACCACAGCAGGCAAAGAAACUUCAAACUUGAUGUCCCUGGUUUCCGAACUCUACAACUUCCAACUUAUCGGCUGUAACCUUGUGUUCGACUACAUCCGUUUGUUCCUCAAGGAGCUCAACGAGGCGAAUACCGAACUUUUGUUGAAGAUCAUCCGCAACUCUGGACCCCAGCUUCGAGCGGAUGACCCUUCGGCACUGAAAGACAUUGUCAUUCUGGUGCAGAAGGAGGUCACUCGUAUUGGAGAAGCGAAUCUCUCGGUGAGAACAAAAUUCAUGAUCGAAACCAUCAACAACCUCAAGAACAAUCGCGUCAAGACUGGUGUGGUGGCUUCUGCUAUUGUGUCAGAACACACAACAAGAAUGAAGAAGACUCUGGGUUCUCUCAACAACAGAUCGUCUCUCAAGGCAAGCGAGCCUCUGCGCAUCGGAUUGGCAGAUAUCCGCGAUACAGAAAAGAAGGGCAAAUGGUGGCUUGUCGGAGCAAGUUGGCUGGACCCUGGAAAGCAAUCAAAGGAUGAGGACGCUUCCGAUGAGCCUGCUGUCAAGGCCUCCAAGAACGACUCAACGACAGUAGCUGCCGAUGACGGCAGUGUUGAUCUGAUUCAACUAGCACGUCAGCAAGGCAUGAACACUGACAUCCGUCGUGCCAUCUUCGUCACCAUCAUGUCAGCUUCUGAUUACCAAGAUGCUCAUUUGCGCCUUCUCAAGCUGGGCUUCAAGAAGGCUCAAGAGCUUGAGAUUCCUCGCGUGCUGGUUCACUGCGCAGGUGCCGAAGCUACUUACAACCCAUACUACACACUCAUCGCCAAAAAGCUUUGCAGCGAGAAGCGCAUGCUCAAGGCCUUCCAAUUCGGACUUUGGGACAUCUUCAAGCGCAUGGGCGAAAAGGCAAUGACAGCCGAUGACGAAGACGAUGCUUUCGAUGAUGAUGAAGACGAGAACAUGAGCACUCGCAAGAUUGUGAACCUUGCUCGCUUCUACGCAGAUCUCAUCACCGAGGGCGGUUUCCCCAUUACAGCGCUAAAGACACUCAAUUUCGCUUACCUGCAACCCAAGACAAACACAUUCACCGAAGUCCUGUUGACUAGGAUUUUGAUCAAGAUGAUGAAGAACUCGAAGGGCAGCAAGUGGGAUCUUUCGGUCAACGAGGUAUUCUCAAAGGCUCAAGAUGUUCCGGAUAUGGUGCAGGGCCUGCGGUACUUCAUCGAGAAGGUAGUCAGGAAGGCCGAAAUUGCCAAUGGCAAGAAGGAGCGCAAGGCAGUAAAGGAGGGCUGUGUAGCUGCCAUCGAGGCAUUGACAACACAUGUCGCGCGUGAUGACGACCUCAGCGAGGACAUGCUGAGUGAUUCCGACUAA